CUGUCUUUCGUCUCACUUUUUCAUCGCACGAUCAGGAAGCUGAUAACAGUAUAACCAGAGAUAUAUCCGCCCAGUACUCCUGGAGCUUCUUUCCUUGCUCUAACACUCUCUGCUUGUUCACCUUCUAUUUUGGAUCACUCACCUACCAUAUGUUAAUUGUGCUGCUGCAAAAAGCGUUCAUUCACUCCUAGGUUUCUUCAUUCCUUCCCUCUCUGUUCCUUCACACCUCCCGCCGCCGUCUAAAGGACGAGCACACUGGUGAGGAGGCCAAAACAGGAACAAUUGGGCCCUCAGUGCCAUCGUCUUAUUUAGCUCAACACAAUGGCAUCGGUGCCGUUUAUCCUAUUCAUAGCGGCCUGGUGCUUGCUCAUCGUCAAGUUAUAUCUUGAUCAUCAGAAGAAGUCGAAGCUUCCCGAAGGGGCAAAGCCUCUUCCAGGUCCCAAGAGCUUGCCCUUCAUCGGUCGCGUCCAUGACGUCCCGCCUGAUAUGACAUGGAUGAAGUUCUACGAAUGGAGUAAGAUUUAUGGCCCAAUUUACCAGAUGGAAAUAUUUGGCUCGGUACACAUCUGGAUGUCAUCCGAGGAGAUCGUGCAGGACAUACUCGCUCGCAGGGCCAACAUCAACUCGGAUCGACCCGUCAUUGUCAACUUGCCUGAUAACCGCACCAGCGGUGACUAUCUUGCCCUCUCUGGAAACAACGAGACGUGGAAGCGCCAGCGCAAGAUGUGCAACCAGCUCAUGGCUGCCAGUAACAAGCAAAGUCUCCACCACUAUCCUACCCGUGAGCGCGACCGAUUCCUGUUCCUCAUGGCCAACGACCCCAGCAACUACAUCGAGUGGAUCGAGCAGUUCACCGCCCGUACAGUUUCACGAGUCUGCUGGGGCACUCCUCACCGCCAGGCCCUGCUGCGCAAAACCACCUUUGGCCUUCUCGAGACUAUUUCACCCGCUGGUGCUCUGCCCAACGUCGUCGCCUGGUUGGGAUACCUACCCGACAAGUUCAGCCCCUGGCGCAAGAAGGAACAUCUUCGUCAUGCCCUCGAGACCGACCUGUUCACCUCCAACUUGGCUGGGGUCAAGGCUUCCAUGAACGAGGGUCAUGCGCUGCCUAGUGCUGCCCGAACUUUCCUCGAGGAUAUGGAGCAAAAGCCGCGUGCCUCCCAGGCCGAGGCCGAUUUCCACUCCGCCGAAGGUAGCAAGGUUGUCGGCAUGAUGGCCAUCGCCGGUGCGCUCACCAUCGGUAGCCCAAUUCAGAGUUUCCUAUUGGCAAUGUGUCAUUACCCCGAGUGGCUAGAGCGUAUGCAAGCCGAGAUAGAUAUCAACCUCGAGGGUCGCUGCCCUCAGUGGGAAGACCGUGAGAAGCUCCCUCUGCUUCGUGCCGUCGUCAAGGAGACAAUGCGCUGGAGGCCUCCUGUCCCAACCGGUAUCCCCCAUGCUAGUGACAAGGACGAUGUUUACAAUGGCUACUUUAUUCCCAAGGGCGCCACGCUGCACGCCUUGGAAUGGGGUCUGACACGCGAUGAGAGCGUUUACCCGGAUGCCGAAACAUUUAACCCUGACAGAUGGUUGAACCCAUCGUUCCCAACGUACAAGGAGCCCCUGACCCAGUACCCCAACCUCAACGGAUACAGCCAGUUCGGGUACGGGCGCCGUACAUGCCAAGGUAUCCCCAUCGUCGACCAGGAUCUCUUCUUGUCAAUGGGCGGUAUUGCAUGGGCCUUUGACAUCCGCAAGAAGCUCGACACACAGGGCAAGGAGAUUCCCGUCCACUGGAACACUUACUCGUCGCUACUUAUCGCCAAGCCCGUCAAGUUUGAGUUUGACUGCGUCCCACGAGAGGGCAAAAGCCGCGUCAUCGACCUCAUGGCCGCCAGCGCUCGCGAGAUGGAGGAGGAGGAGAACAGGCUGUUGGGCUACGGUUGCAGUACCGGAACGAGCCACCUGCACCCCACAGUCGAGAUUACACUCGCAAAGGACAUCGAGGUCAUGUCAGAUGUUGGUUCGGCAAGUGCAUCAGACAGCGACGAGAGCAGUAUGCGCGACUCUCUACUCCUUUCUUCCGAGGGUAGCAGCAGGUCUAGCAGUGUUUACUCGAGUGACUCGGAGUAGGGUGAAAGAAAGAGGAAUCAGCCCCCCCCNCCCCCCCCCCACUCAAGAAGGCUGCGAGUGCAUUUUUCAAGGCUGUACCUGGAGGUUGGAAAUAGUCCAUUCAGGAGAUGAUAUUAGCGAAUGGCAGCGAAUAUUUUUCAUUUGUUUUCUCUCUUUUGUUUUUCUUUUAUUCUUGAUAUCAAGGGUUGGCUAUCUACCACUCCCAGGCGAGAGAGGAGCUUUUCCACGUCCCUCGAAAGUUGGACUUUUUCUUUUUCUUCUUAAGCCUAAACCACCACAGCUAAACGAUACUAGAGCUGGAUUGAAGAAGGCAUUAUUAGAUACCUGAGCGCUUAGAUAACGCAGCAGGUCAACUCGAUACAUAUAUACUAAAUACUUGGAGGUCAGACGAAAUUUGGGAAAUGAGCUGGAGCAUUUUUUUAUUUCCUUUUCAUCUUCAGGAAGCCAGAAUACAGACAAUUAGAAAACAUACUAAAAACCCUGCGGCCGCAAAAACUGCUCACGAUGCACAUGUUGAGAAUGCUCAGGCCGACCCGGGCCGUUGAGCGACAGUGAUGUAGUCUCUGUCUACUUCCUGCUGACCAGCCG
This is a messenger RNA of Pyricularia grisea, 2697 nucleotides long. RefSeq lists its product as uncharacterized. Bases 322 to 2109 code for a protein of 595 amino acids. The record is from RefSeq and is a predicted model, not a curated record. Gene Ontology annotation, molecular function: iron ion binding; oxidoreductase activity, acting on paired donors, with incorporation or reduction of molecular oxygen; monooxygenase activity. The transcript is spliced from 3 exons. NCBI's taxonomy places the organism in Eukaryota, Fungi, Ascomycota, Sordariomycetes, Magnaporthales, Pyriculariaceae.